AGACCUAAUUUUGGAAGUGAUCUGGUGACAAAGAAGCAAAUCAGCUGACUUUCACUUUGUUCAUUCAUUCAUUGACUUUACUGAAAGUGGUGUGUUGUUGUUCUUGUUGUGGUCUUGCCUUGUGGCAUCUCCAGUCAUGAUGAUGUGUGUCUCGGUCUCACUCUGCCUAUGUCGUCAGUCGGUGGGAAGUGAUCCAGUGACAGUGUGCAUCAUCAUGCAAUGCAUUGAAUGGAUCGAAUGGAAAAUGGGUGCCUGCCUGGCUGUGGACUCAGGACUGUCAUAUACUCAGACUGUCAUAUACUCAUGACUGACUGUGUCUGUGACAGUCUGUCCGUGUCACUGUCAACACUGACACUGUCACUAGUGUCAGGGGUCGACUGUCAGUGUGUUGGUGGAUCAGAGUAGACCGACUAUCGUUGUAUCGACAAAGGCUCUGUUUGUGAAGUGUUUACUUUCUUUCUCGCAUUAACCUUUUAGUUGACAUAGAAAUUUGUUUAGGGGCACUGGCCAGUCAUCCGUUUUACCUUGAACAAACGUGAAGAUUUGUUUUCCCGACCCUAGGAGUAGGCUAGAUGGUACAAGCAUAUCUGGCAAAAGCUAAGGCCUAUCGGUGGUUAUGCCUGGUGGCGGUUUUUUAGCAGUGCUAUGUGGAAUGAAUGACGUCUUUUUCCCAGUUUCAGAUUACAUGUAGCCUACAGUUACACGACAACAAUGCUGAUUGAAUAAGGUGUUUGUUUUCAUGACAUUCCUGUGGAGAUAGAAGUCAUAUGAAGAAAUUUGCAGAGGAGUGCAUCAAUCAGAUCUCUGCUUCGAUGGGUGCGGGGGCAAGCACUUUCAACUCGUCCUCGUCUUCCCUCUUCAAUCGAUCCAAUGAGGCAGUGGCAACAUGCGAGGCAUGCUCGGUGCCAUUUACUUUUUUGAAGAGAAAAAAAUUGUGUUGUGUGUGUCAGAACAACUAUUGCACCGCCUGUGUCAUCCGUGAUCAAGGUGGGCUGCGGACAUGUAACAAGUGUCGUAUCCUCUCCUCGCGGCGUCUUAGCCGUAGCGAACUCAUGCAGCUCAAAAUCAAAGAUCUUCGCCAGUAUUUGCUCAUGAAGAAUAUCACAAUGGACGGCUGCAAGGAAAAGAAGGACCUGGUUGAACUUAUUGUGAAAAGUAACAAUGGCCAGUCGACUGUGGAGUUACAGCGGCAGCAGCAACAAGCUCAUCAGGAAUGGGUAGAACAACUUGCUAGGCAGCAUCAAGAGACCCAAACAAGUGAAGGACAGGGUAGUCAGUCCAGCGGAGAGUCCCUUGAGGCAGAGGAAAGCCCUCCGCAAGCAACGCAACACAGCCCAUCCACGUCAUCUGAAGACUGGAUACCUCAUACUGCUGAAGAAACUCAAUCUGCUGAAUUGAUGCAAACAGUCCAUCAUGAUACUCCAGAGUCUAACGAGCCAGAUCAGCCUGCACCCCCACGGCGGAUGACAUUAGAACAACUACAGCAUGAAAGUGAUAUUGAUGAACUCUCUGUGAGACAGCUCAAGGAAGUUUUGGCAAACAAUUUUGUCGAUUAUAAAGGAUGUUGUGAAAAAAGAGAGCUUGUUGAGCGAACUAAGAGACUCUGGAAUGAAAAUCAGAGACAAUGGCAGCGAAUACAUUCUAAAAAUUCUCGUCAGAAAAAUCGAGCUGGUGCUUCCAGUCAGAAUAGAAGAGACUCUCAAAAGAAAAGGUCAUUCUGGUCACUUAUAUUUCCGUCGAGUGGUUUGCCAUCUGUUCCAACACCUAACGACCCUGGUGUCCCUCCUCCUUCAUAUGGGGAGGCAACUCAAUCCGAUCCAAGUCAUUCAUCUCUAUGUAAUCCGGCCGAUGACGAUGAGGAGGAAGACGGAAUGUGUAAAAUCUGCAUGGACGCUCCAAUCGAUUGCGUAUUACUCGAAUGUGGACAUUUUGUGGCAUGUACGAAAUGCGGGAAAAGACUAUCUGAGUGUCCGAUAUGCCGGCAGUAUGUUGUGAGAGCUGUCCAUAUAUUCAGAGCAUAAAUGUUAAGUUACUCUUUGUUGUUACUCUUUCGUGUCUGAGGAAAUUUUCUCAUGGAUCGGAACUGUUUUGGAAUGGUUUUCUCGAUGACUUAUCCAAGGUUUUUUUCUAUUUUAUUUAUCCAAGAGCUUUCGCCGGUGUGAUGAUUCACUCCUGAGAAUUUGAUCCCCAACUGACUGAGAAUCUCACAAAUGUGACCCGCUCUACCAAAACUAGGCACUUGUCGCAUCUGAACUUGACAGGUUGAUACGGACUUGUUGUUCAUUUCCCUAUUGUAGACCUUUUGUGAAAUGAGACUAAAUCAGUUUGUAAUAGAUUUUACAAAAGGUCUACAA
Lineus longissimus is the source of this 2354-nucleotide messenger RNA. Its product is annotated as E3 ubiquitin-protein ligase RNF34-like. The coding region runs from base 768 to 2021 and encodes 417 amino acids. Gene Ontology annotation, molecular function: ubiquitin protein ligase activity. Gene Ontology annotation, biological process: proteasome-mediated ubiquitin-dependent protein catabolic process; negative regulation of extrinsic apoptotic signaling pathway via death domain receptors; protein K48-linked ubiquitination. The transcript has 8 exons. Lineage: Eukaryota; Metazoa; Nemertea; Pilidiophora; Heteronemertea; Lineidae. The record is from RefSeq and is a predicted model, not a curated record. Gene Ontology annotation, cellular component: cytoplasm; plasma membrane.